This is a messenger RNA of Carcharodon carcharias (great white shark), 3431 nucleotides long. It is a transcript of the gene atxn1a, whose product is annotated as ataxin 1a. Gene Ontology annotation, cellular component: nucleus. The transcript is spliced from 9 exons. Gene Ontology annotation, molecular function: RNA binding; protein binding. Lineage: Eukaryota; Metazoa; Chordata; Chondrichthyes; Lamniformes; Lamnidae. Gene Ontology annotation, biological process: nervous system development; negative regulation of transcription by RNA polymerase II. The record is from RefSeq and is a predicted model, not a curated record. The coding region runs from base 935 to 3343 and encodes 802 amino acids.
CUUUGCAUAUAGUAGAAUCCUUAAGCUAUCAGCAGACGCAGCCAACUGCUCCAUAUUUGGCUUAUGUUACACACGCAGUUACAGAGUGAGAGAGCCAGCGCUAGAGGAGAGAAGCAGAGAGCAGGAGCGGUGUCUGCAAGACAGACAUUACUACAGAGCUACAAGCUCGGCUUCCUUCAUCGAGGAGCACCACCUUCUAAAGACUCGCCGCCUUAUUGUAUGCUAACGAGGAGAACCAAGUGACAUUCAAGAUGCAUCUGAGCGGCAAUAAUCACCACAUGAGCAACACUAUUCACACUUGUAUAGUGCUUUCCAUGUAAUAAACUUCACCAAACACUUUAUAGGGCAUCGGUGUUAACAUCUGGAACUUGUCCACAGUAGCGGGAAAGCCUCAGCACCCACGACUAAAGUAAAUUUAUAACUCUGGGACAGAAGCAGAACUUGAAAGUAGGCCACAAAAAGAGGGACAAGAAAUUUCUUUCAAGAAUUUCUAACAUGAAAUGAUUAAUUUUAUGGGUUCCCAGAGAUCUGCUUUUUUCAAGAAACAAAGUGUUCAAAUGUCCGACAAGUGUAGUGAGCUGCGACUGGCAUUUACCAUUCAUGCUUAAGACACGCUGAAGAUCUGUGAUGUAAUGGAUACACCAGAGAUGAUGGAUGGAUUCUGAUGGAUGCUGACUGAAGAACUGCAUUUCAAGUGGCUCCCAGAAACACAGUCAAUGAGAACACUGAAAGUUGGAAGUAAUUCUGAAAAUUUCUUGAUCUCUGAAGUCAGUGAUAAGAUUCCGGAGCAGUUGUGAAGAAUUCUGGCUGGAGGAAAUGACGCCUCAUGCAGUUCUUGGAUCAUUUUGGGACGAACUGCCAGAAAGCAAAUGCGACAUCCAGGUUAUCAAACUAGAAUCAAAGCCUAACAGACACUAAACAAGUCUUUUUAAAAAUGAAAUCGAACCAGGAACGCAGCAAUGAAUGUUUACCACCCAAAAAGCGGGAGUUUCCUGUUAGCACCCUGCCCUUGGCAGAGAAGGCGGUUGUAGCAGCUACUGUGAGUGAGAGCAGUCGCAGUGAAAACUUGGCAUGGCUCGCCAAUGUAGCUAGCAGCCAAAGCAGUGUGGGCAUGAGGUAUGGACAUGUCAAAGUAGCAGGAGAAACCCCAGUGGAAACUGGCUUACCGCUGUAUAAACCACUUGCGACUGCAGUGGACUAUUCAUCGCCUGGGAAUGUUAGACCAGCUCCAGGGGUAACACAUCUUCGUGCUGUUUAUUCAUCUUCAGCAUUAGCUCAACCAGGACCUUCUGCGUCGCCAGUAGAGUAUGCCCCCCUGCAGCCUGCUGCUUUUCAGUUUGUUGGGCCACCUUACAGCGGACCAUACAGUGGCCCUGCUGCAUUCGUCCCUUCCCCAUUAAUCUCCCCAACAGCCUCUAAUGCUUCUGCCACUCCAUCUCAGUAUUCCCAUCUAGAACCCUACCCUACAAUCUUUGCCAGUAUGGGUAGCCCAUCCCAGCAUAAAGUUGAGCAGCAGGUGGUCAGGCCGCACAGAAUGAUAACCGGGUCGCCUCUACCCACGGUGCAAAAUCAGUAUGUGCAAAUUUCAAGUUCGUCUCCAAAUGUGACCAGGCCCCUCUCCCCUACAACAGUUCCCCUGCAUUUACACACUCACCCAUCCCUGAUACCGCAUACCCUUGCAGUCAGUACCCCAUCACAGGUGGUUCUCCAAUAUGCAGAUACUGGAUACCAUGUUGCACCAAGGGAAUCCAUGAGGAAGGUUGAAGACAUCAGACCACAUUUAGUUCCAAGAAGGGAAGUAUCAAAUGGUGAAAUUGAAAAAAGCAGGAGAUACGCCAUCUCACCCAGCACAGAAAUGAACAUGGAAAAAGCAGCAAACAAACCAGUUUCUCGGCACUAUGAAAUAAGGCAUGGGACCCAUGGGGUUGUUCACCCAAGUCCUGCUGACUAUAAUGCACAAGAAACGUUAGGCACUAGAGCCUCAGUAAUGAUUAUACCCAACAGUCACACACCUACAACAGAUCUGGAGGUCCAACAGGCCAUAGACAGGGACAGCUCUCCUUUGGCACUAUAUGAUAAGACUAACUUAAAUCAUGGGAAGGCUGCGUUUUCUCCACAUUCUGUCAUCCAAACUACCCAUAAUCCCACUGAGCACCUCUCUAUAGGACUACCUGCUAGUGCUGUGUACCCUGGCUCUCAACAGCCACUUAUUGGUUACAUAAGCAGCCAGCAGCAAGCACUUGGUUACCAUGGGAACCUACAACAACACCUAGUAAUCCCAGGCACCCAGCCCCUCCUCAUUCCUGUAUGCAGUACAGCGGUUGAAGCAUCAGGGGCAACAUCUACAAUAGUUACAACAUCUUCUCAGUUUGCUGCAGUGCCUCAUCCAUUUGUCAGCACAGCCAGUCCCAAGAGUGAAAACUAUCAUGCUGAAUCGCUUGUUACUCAGCCAACUUACCAGACGACUGUUGUACAGGCCCAAGUACACCUGCCAGUGGUGCAGUCAGUGAACCCUCCUGUUGCAGCUUCUAAUCAACUGCCUCCCUACUUCAUGAAAGGAUCAAUCAUACAGCUAGCUAAUGGAGAGCUUAAGAGAGUUGAAGACUUAAAAACAGAGGACUUCAUACAGAGCGCUGAAAUCAGCAGUGACCUGAAGAUUGACUCUAGUACUGUGGAGCGCGUUGAAGGCAGUCACACCUCCAGCUUUGCUCUCCUGCAGUUUGCAGUUGGAGAACACAGAACACAGGUCAGUGUUGAAGUUCUGGUGGAACACCCUUUUUUUGUUUUUGGAAAAGGCUGGUCAUCAUGUUGCCCGGAGAGAACCUCCCAACUCUUUGGUUUGCCAUGUUCCAAACUUUCUGUUGGUGACGUUUGCAUAUCUCUUACACUGAAAAAUCUGAAAAAUGGCUCUAUAAAGAAAGGACAGGCUAUUGACUCGACUGGUGUCUUGUUGAAGCACCCAAAGAAUUAUAGUAUAUCUGAGAACAGGCCCCGGCACUUGGAGCGAGAGAACGGGAUUGUUCAGGGAAGUGUACCAGUUGUCUCAGAAAAUGGCAAACUGAAGUUUUCUGAAACCAUUACAAGGUCUUGGCUCAACAAAACAGAGGUCGGGAGGCCUCCAACAAGGAAAAGGAGGUGGUCUGCUCCCGAAACACGAAAAGUAGAGAAGACAGAUGAAGAGCAGCCGUUGAAUCUUCCCAAGCCUUCCUUCAUUCCUCAGGAGGUUAAGAUUUGCAUUGAAGGACGGUCCAACGUAGGUUCUCAAACAAAACUGAAAACUGUUGGAAGUGAACAGGGGGUGAUAACUUUUUUAAUUUGUGCAAGUAACUUGAAGCUUAGCUAGCAUUGGAAACUCUAAUUUCUUGGCUUGUAGCUGGCACUUGCAUCUUUAAGAUUGUAUUCCAAAGCUGUUUCAAGAUCUUAAUGGGGAG